GCGUGUACAUUUGCUACGUAAGCCAAUGUCGAGAUUAGCUAUCAUAAUGUCACGUGUCUUGGUCUCUCGACUUCAUUUUUGUUUUAUCACGUGAAAAGGAUGAAAAAAACCAACUUCGCCAUCAAUUUUUAUUAAACAAGUAAACAGGCUAUCAGCUUAAUAUUGUGAGAUCAUGUAAGGAAUCUUGCAAUAUUGAGUCCCCUAAAUUAAAUUAAAAAGUAUUCAAAGAUCAGUAUUCAAGAACAAUGAAUGCUGCAAUUGCAUUGUGUACCUUUUGUGAAAUACAUGGACCCAAAGUGAUAUUUACUACACAAACAUACCGCAGUUAUGAUAUACAGCAUAUAGAGAAAUUAAAAUUUUAUGGACCCAAAGAAGCAUUGAGGCAAUAUCAUGUAUCUUUGGAAGAUGAGCAAGAUGAGUGUGAAGGUUGUCAAAGCAUUGGGAAUAUUAAAUAUUUAAGUAAUGAUCAUGAUGCAAGGACAUCUUUCUUAUCUGCUCAACAAUCAUUAAUGCAAGACAUUGGGAACUUAUUAAAACAUGCAUGUAUUAGGAGUUUAAGCUGCGAGGUACAUCCUGGUAAGGAAGGUGUUUGCUACUUUGGAGAUGAAUACAGGGGGCAUGUUUUAAGUCAUACUUUUACAUUGAAAGAUGCCCAGGCGAGAGGUUUCAGGAGAUGGUGUAGUUUUAUUGUCUUCAUGAGAGACAAGCAAUUCUUGUUGAAUAUGUGGCCAUUUUUAAUAGAUAAUUUAAAGGAGGUAAUCAAGGAGUUACAAGAUUUUGCAGAAAAGAGAUAUAAUGCAGAAGAAGCAGAAUGUCCACAACGGGCAAUGAGAUUGACCACAGCAAACAAUGGAGCGAGUUGUCACAGUGCUUCCAUUAAACAAUCCAGAACACUUACUGAUAUAACAAAUGAGAAACAUGUAUUUAUAAGAAUUCAUAUGUGGUUAGUAUGGAUACUCAGUUCUGGCGCAAGACAUUUCGUGGAAGUUUUCCCGAUGAGCUUGUUAGAUGACGAAAUUAAAUACAGUUUCGAAAAUCAAAUCGAAACUGAAGGAGGCUUCACUUUAGUGAAUGCAAAACUGCCGAUAAAUUUAAACUUAUAUUCGGACGAGUCGGAAUUCUCGUCGGAGUUCUCCGAGAUUACAGAGAAAUCUAUUGCCGUGAUUUUAAGAGAUCUUAAACGAGUACUUGGGAAAGAUCAGUUUAGACAGCUGCUAUAUUCCUGUCUAACUAGUGUUCAAAUUCUAGUGAGAGGUCCAAAGAUUCAGCGAUUGGAAUCCUUGUAUGGACUUAGCAGGCUUGUACCAAGAGCGUGUCGGAGAGUGAAAACGCAAACAUCUGAAUAUAUGAAUCCUGAUGCUUGCAACUUUAUUGGAGUGGAUACCUCAGUAGCGGUGCCUUUGCCCUGUGCAAAUGUAUGCAGAUUAGAUAUAAUACUCAAUGAGCAUCAGGUUGAUAAUACAAAUUCCCAUAUAGUCAAGUGGACGGGUGUGUUACCAGCAAAACUUCCAACAUUAUUGACAAAGAUCGAAAAAUCACUCGACAACGAGAAACUUGGAAACUCUGUUCUCAGGGCACAUUUUGCGACUCUUCAAGAGGAAUGGGCUAACAUUGCAAAAGUUGUUCACGCGAUGCAUGGACGAGGUCAUCGUGGCGAUCUCUCUGGUCUCAUGCUUAGUCUGGGUGCAGGACCUCAAGACAAAAAAUUAUUGGAUGCUUGGUCUAUGGGAUUACCAUCUAACCCAGCAUAGUUCGCACACAUUAAUUCGUUCUAUUGUAUAUGUGUAGUGUAUCAUUGGGUAACAUAAUAUUUAUUACAAAUCACAUAUGUUUUUGUUUAGGUUUAUUUAUCUUUGUCCAAGGAAUAUUUGUGUGUUCAAGGUUGUGUCCUUUUAAUUUAUGUAAUUUAGUUAAAAAAUAAAGGCAAGAUAUUUUAGCA
Harpegnathos saltator (Jerdon's jumping ant) is the source of this 1939-nucleotide messenger RNA. RefSeq names its product folliculin. Gene Ontology annotation, molecular function: GTPase activator activity. NCBI's taxonomy places the organism in Eukaryota, Metazoa, Arthropoda, Insecta, Hymenoptera, Formicidae. Gene Ontology annotation, biological process: positive regulation of transforming growth factor beta receptor signaling pathway; positive regulation of TORC1 signaling; negative regulation of transcription by RNA polymerase II. The transcript is spliced from 8 exons. The record is from RefSeq and is a predicted model, not a curated record. Gene Ontology annotation, cellular component: cytosol. The coding region runs from base 246 to 1751 and encodes 501 amino acids.